GGAACCCUGUUGACUGGAUCAUUCCUGUUAUCUAAAUUGACACAAACCCGGUACGAUUAUAACGCUACUCGGGUUCACACCCUUGCCGAGGAAGAACGACUCCAGCUCGAUCGUAACCGUAAGCGAGUUGACCUACGUGAAGAGUAUUUUCGAUUAAGUCAACCGGGCGACGUAGGAGACUCGUUCGUCUCCGCACGUCCAGGCGGUACCCAGCAAGCACCUGAGGUGAACAACAAAAAGAAUCGCCAGAGAAAUUGGGAAUGGGACGGUGAACAAGUUCGGGUACCUCGCCCGCCUGGGAUGGCUGAGUGGGGAGCUGUUGACCCACGGGAAAGGAGCCCUGAUGCUGGCACACGACUGGUCUGA
Melampsora larici-populina 98AG31 is the source of this 366-nucleotide messenger RNA. RefSeq lists its product as uncharacterized. Gene Ontology annotation, biological process: mitochondrial respiratory chain complex IV assembly. The record is from RefSeq and is a predicted model, not a curated record. NCBI's taxonomy places the organism in Eukaryota, Fungi, Basidiomycota, Pucciniomycetes, Pucciniales, Melampsoraceae. Gene Ontology annotation, cellular component: mitochondrial inner membrane. The annotation marks the transcript as partial. The transcript has a single exon.